Messenger RNA from Hibiscus syriacus, 3103 nucleotides. Its product is annotated as probable serine/threonine-protein kinase SIS8. The coding region runs from base 40 to 2793 and encodes 917 amino acids. Lineage: Eukaryota; Viridiplantae; Streptophyta; Magnoliopsida; Malvales; Malvaceae. Gene Ontology annotation, biological process: protein phosphorylation. The transcript is spliced from 13 exons. The record is from RefSeq and is a predicted model, not a curated record. Gene Ontology annotation, molecular function: ATP binding; protein kinase activity.
AGAGAAAACAAAAAGGAAAAGAAUCGCCGUUAAUGAUCGAUGUCGAAAAUGAAGCAUCUCUUAAGGAAACUCCACAUCGGCGGUGGUUUAAAUGAGCACCAACGAUUGGCGGAGGCGCUGCCCGUGACCGCCCCGAGUCCGAACUCGAAUUCCAUGACCGUGGUGGAACCGGAAACGAUGACUUCUUUUUCACCGUCUUCAGUUAAUUCAAGGACAAUGGGGAGAAUCGGGGCCGUUGAACCGGUCGGGGCAGAUCGGACGGCUGGAAAUGAGUUCGAUUUUAAUUUACUGGAAGAGGAGUUUCAGAUGCAGUUGGCUUUGGCGAUCAGUGCCUCCGAUCCCGAGACAGCUCAGAUCGACGCCGCUAAAAGGAUUAGCCUCGCUGGCACCGUCACCGGCGCCUUCGCUGAGUUACUCUCGCUUCGUUAUUGGAAUUAUAAUGUUGUAAACUACGAUGAAAAAAUUGUGGAUGGAUUUUAUGAUGUGUAUGGCGUCGCCUCAAAUCUGGGUGACCAAGGGAAGAUGCCAACUUUGGUUGAUCUUCAAGCAGUAUCAGUGUCGGAUAAUGUUGAUUAUGAAGCGAUUUUGGUUAACAGUUUGCUUGAUCCUGAAUUGCAAGCACUUGAGAAAAGAGUGUAUAACGUAUAUAUGCAGUCCCGAGCUUUUGGAAAUGGCCCAAUUUUAAGUGGCAUGAUUCAGCAAAUUGCGGAAAUAGUUGUUAAUAGAAUGGGUGGUCCUGUUGCUGAUGCUGAAGAGAUGUUGAGAAUGUGGACCUCGAGAAGUUAUGAGUUACGGAAUUCUCUUAACACUAUCAUUCUUCCACUUGGACAGCUUGAUGUUGGACUUUCUCGUCACAGAGCCUUGCUUUUUAAGGUUCUAGCUGAUAGAAUUAACCUCCCCUGCAUGCUGUUCAAAGGGAGUUAUUACACUGGUACUGAUGAUGGAGCUGUGAACUUGGUUAGAAUCAACAACGGGAGUGAAUAUAUAAUUGAUCUGAUGGGUGCUCCUGGGACACUAAUUCCUGCUGAAGUGCCAAGCUGUCACCUCCUAAAUUCUGCACUGGAUGUAAGGGGCUUUGCUGGUCGUAAAGAUGCUUCUCAGAGUCCAUCUUUUCUGCUUGACAAAGGAAUUGAGAAUUUGGCAGUUUCAGCUGCUCUUGAUAUGAGCCCUAAAGUUAGCAGUCAGGCAAAUGAAGAGGAACGGAGCCAUGCUGAAAGAGCUGUCCUUGAGAGAUUUGAACAAGACUUUGGGAAGCUUCUUCCCUUGACGCCUAAAUCCAGUGAAAAUGUUUCUGGCUUCAAUGAAAACCCUUCAUCAGUGCAAAAGAGAAAGGUUAAAAAUGUUUCUAAGUAUGUUAUCAGUGCAGCAAAGGACCCAGAAUUUGCUCAGAAGUUACAUGCUGUUUUGAUGGAGAGUGGUGCAUCACUUCCUCCAGAUUUAUUCAGGGAUAUUAACUCACAUGAUCUCCGUGAACACAGUGGGCCUGAACAAGUAGUAAAAGGGACAACUGUAGAAGCUGCCGCUAGCUGCAAUUCAAAUGAGGUGCUAAUCAAUGUGCACUGUCUUAUAUCCUCUGGCGCGGAGACUACAGAAAAUGCUGAUUCAAAUCUUAGACAAAACCACAUGGCUAAAUACCAAAGAGAGUUUGGAAUGAAUGACAUAAAAACUAACGUUGCAUCUUCAUCUGAUGCUACAUGUGAGGAAUUUCCUGUUGGUAAUACGACUAAUGUGCGGACACAAGUUUUUGAGACUUUCAUCUGCUCUGCUAACGAGUUUUGCCAAAUACAGCCAGAAAAUGUCUUGGCAACAGAUGACAAGUUAAUGCGAAGGACGUCUGGUGCAGAGUUCGAUAAAGAAUCUGCAUCAGAAUUCAUUGAACCCACAGGUGAUUUGCAUUUGAUUAGUAAGGCUCACAGUGAGAAGAUACAUCCUAUGCUUAGAGAGGUUUCAAAAUGGGAAAUUCCAUGGGAGGAUCUUCAAAUUGGUGAACGCAUUGGUAUUGGAUCAUAUGGUGAGGUCUAUCGAGCAGAUUGGAAUGGCACUGAAGUUGCUGUGAAGAAGUUUCUAGAUCAAGACUUCUCCGGUGAUGCAUUAGUUCAAUUUAAAUGUGAAGUUGAAAUCAUGUUAAGGUUGAGACAUCCAAAUGUUGUUCUUUUCAUGGGAGCUGUUACUCACUCCCCACAUUUCUCUAUACUAACAGAGUUUCUGCCCAGGGGAAGUUUGUAUAAGCUAUUGCAUCGACCCAAUCUGCAACUUGAUGAGAAGAGACGGAUGCGAAUGGCUCUUGAUGUGGCUAAAGGAAUGAAUUAUUUGCACACAAGCCAUCCUACUAUAGUGCAUCGAGAUUUGAAAACACCAAAUCUCCUUGUCGAUAAGAACUGGGUUGUAAAGGUCUGUGAUUUUGGGUUGUCACGCAUGAAGCAUCACACAUUCCUCUCUUCAAAGUCUACGGCUGGAACGCCUGAAUGGAUGGCACCGGAAGUUCUACGGAAUGAACCAGCCAAUGAGAAAUGUGACGUGUACAGUUUUGGUGUGAUAUUAUGGGAGCUGGUUACGCUAUGUAUUCCUUGGAAAGGUCUGAACCCGAUGCAAGUUGUUGGAGCUGUUGGAUUCCAGAAUAGGCGUCUUGAAAUUCCUGAAGAUGUUGAUCCAAUGAUUGCACAGAUCAUACGUGAAUGUUGGCAAACGGAUCCACAUCUCCGACCAUCAUUUGCGCAGCUCAUGUCCCGACUACGACGUCUUCAACGGCUGUAUAUUGAAGGGCCAAAUUUGGAGAAUAAAUUUAUAGGAUGAUCUAGUGCAAAGUGUGUUGAUUUAAUAAGAGCUUGCUCGAUCAGCUUUUCCCUGGCUCGAAGACCCAGGCACGGCCGGAAAGAUUUACUUUCUAAAUGUGCAAAGAAAGUUAAAAAAGAGUGAGGAAGCGUGAAGUGCCGGCUCAUUCGAAGCGGGGGAUCGGCACUUCCUGUCCUGAAUGAGAGUGAUUCCUCUGUUAAGUAAUCAGCUGCAUAAUUGCAAGGGAGGAUAACACUUGAAAAUUGUGUCUAGUAUUAUGAAUAGGUUAGCAUUUGUCAACUGUAAGAAAGUACAAAAACAAAGUGAAAAG